GACCAAGCAGCAACAGAGGGACAGCAGCAACCUUAGAGACCCCAGCACUGCCCCUCCAGCGGAACAAUGCUGCUAGCAACAUUCAAGCUGUGUGCUGGGAGCUCCUACAGAUAUGCCCGCAACAUGAAGGCCCUGAGGCACCAAGCUGUGCUGACCCUCGGCCAGGAGCUGAACCGCAGGGCGCUGGGGGGCCCCACUCCCGGCGUGUGGAUUGACCAGGUGCGGCUCCGGAGCUCUCUGCUUGGUUCUCAACUGGAAGAAACUCUCUACAGUGACGAGGAGCUGGCCUAUCUGCAGCAGGGAGAAGAGGCCAUGCAGAUGGCCUUGGGAAUCCUCAGCAACCAGGAGGGCUGGAAGAAGGAGAGCCAGCAGGCAAAUGGGGACAAAGUGCUGAGCAAAGUGGUCCCGGAUGUGGGCAAGGUGUUCCGACUGGAGGUGGUGGUGGAGCAGCCCAUGGAAAGACUCUAUGAAGAGCUGGUGGAGCGCAUGGAGGCGAUGGGGGAAUGGAACCCCAACGUCAAGGAGAUCAAGGUCCUACAGAAGAUCGGCAAGGAUACCGUCAUCACCCACGAGCUGGCUGCAGAAUCCGCAGGGAACCUGGUGGGGCCCCGGGACUUCGUGACUGUGCGCUGUGCCAAGCGCCGAGGCUCCACCUGUGUGUUGGCGGGCAUGGCCACGCACUUCGGGCAGAUGCCUGAGCAAAAUGGGGUCAUCAGAGCGGAGCAGAGGCCCACUUGCAUGGUGCUCCACCCGCUGGCGGGAAAUCCCUCCAAGACCAAACUCACCUGGCUGCUCAGUAUUGACCUCAAGGGGUGGCUGCCCAAGACCAUCAUCAACCAGGUCCUAUCACAGACCCAGGUAGACUUUGCCAACCACCUGCGAAAGCGCCUGGAAUCCAGCCCUGUCCUGGAGGCCAGGUGUUAAAGGCCAGCC
Messenger RNA from Carlito syrichta (Philippine tarsier), 933 nucleotides. It is a transcript of the gene STAR, whose product is annotated as steroidogenic acute regulatory protein. Gene Ontology annotation, molecular function: cholesterol transfer activity; cholesterol binding. Gene Ontology annotation, cellular component: mitochondrion; mitochondrial intermembrane space. Gene Ontology annotation, biological process: steroid biosynthetic process; intracellular cholesterol transport; regulation of steroid biosynthetic process. Bases 67 to 924 code for a protein of 285 amino acids. NCBI's taxonomy places the organism in Eukaryota, Metazoa, Chordata, Mammalia, Primates, Tarsiidae. The record is from RefSeq and is a predicted model, not a curated record. The transcript has 8 exons.